Solanum lycopersicum (tomato) is the source of this 998-nucleotide messenger RNA. RefSeq lists its product as uncharacterized. The record is from RefSeq and is a predicted model, not a curated record. NCBI's taxonomy places the organism in Eukaryota, Viridiplantae, Streptophyta, Magnoliopsida, Solanales, Solanaceae. Gene Ontology annotation, molecular function: zinc ion binding.
UCAAAAAAUUAUUAUUUGGAAAAAAAAUAGGGGGAGUUUAAAAGUUACUAUUAUUUACCCUAUGACUCCAUUGAUUGAGGUUAAGAAGAAAAAAAGGGAGUGGAAGUCGGUAAUUAGUGGAUCCCCAUUUCAACUUCGUCCCUGUAAUUCCUUCAGAUCCAUGGCAACUGGAACUUCUUCAUCGUCUUCACUUCCUGCUGAUGAAGAAGAAGAGGAGAUACUGAUGCUAUACGGGUCCGAAUCAGGUUGGGUUGAGGCCAAAAGUCACUGUGAUCACCUGGCUUCUUUGUCCUCUGAUCUCACCCAUAUUCCAACUCCUGAUACUCCUUGCAACAGGUGCCAACAUCCAGCAGAGAACUGGCUAUGUUUGUGCUGCAAGGAGGUUCUUUGCAGUCGAUUUGUUAAUAAGCACAUGCUCGAGCAUCACAAGCUGACUGAUCACUCUUUAGCCCUCAGCUUUAGUGAUCUAUCAGUAUGGUGUUUCUCCUGCAAUGCGUAUUUAGAUGCUCAAGUUAUAAUGCCGUUGCAGUCUGUUCAUUUCACUGCCUACGUACUGAAGUUUAAUGAGCCUCCACCUUUACGAGCAGUGGAGUGUGUACAUAUUACAGAUAACAAAGCAGACGGUUCUUCUACUUCUGGGAAUUAAUCCUUUGUUCUUCUCUUUGAUGCCUGUGAUGUUUAGCGAAAACUAAUUUGGAUCAUGGUGUUUUUAUCUCGAUGUUGGCACAUUAACUUCUUAUUUCUGUGCUUCGUAAGCAAAAUAGUUUCUUGAGGGAAGAGGAACAAUGUAAAAUCUGUCUCAACUCUAAGGAAAUAUAAUUAGAGUUUAGAACUGUCUGGCUGCUGGUAGAAAUUGGGUUGCCCAAUUCUGGACAUCUUUGUUAAAGGCUUGCAAAAUUGACUCAAGAAGAGGUUAUUAAGUACUUGUGUAAAGUGGAUAUGAUUAUACUUUUCAAAAUUGCAAAGGGGUAAAGAAACGGAAAUUGAAGAGAGCUCAA